This is a messenger RNA of Labrus bergylta (ballan wrasse), 6880 nucleotides long. RefSeq names its product vesicle amine transport 1 (gene vat1). The record is from RefSeq and is a predicted model, not a curated record. Lineage: Eukaryota; Metazoa; Chordata; Actinopteri; Labriformes; Labridae. Gene Ontology annotation, cellular component: mitochondrial outer membrane. Gene Ontology annotation, molecular function: zinc ion binding; oxidoreductase activity. Gene Ontology annotation, biological process: negative regulation of mitochondrial fusion.
CGUCUCGUCCCACUCACACUCUGUCAGAGCACUGCGUUGACAGCCACUGGCCACUGAGCAGUCCACUCUGUCGGGGUUUGAGUCUCCAUGCAAAACUGCUGAAAAGAAGCUCUGACUCUCCUUUUCUUUAAUUUGCAAAAGACACAGACAAAGGGCAAAGCCAGUGCACGGCGACAGACGCACAACAAGUGAUUCUAAAAAAAAAGCCUCACAAGUCAUUUUCUAGACUCAUCUCUGUCUCUCAGCUCCCUGCACAAUGUCUGGAGAGGACGCACCUGCCCAGCAGCAAAACGCUGUGGACCAGAAGCAGGAGACCAAACCCGCCGAGGAGCCUAAAGCCGAGCCGCCUAAAACCGAGUCCGCACCCGCUGCCGCAGCCGAGGCAGAUGCCACCCCAGCGGCAGCCACCGAGAAGGUCCCCGAGGAGGAGACCUUCACGUACCGCGCCCUGGUGCUCACCGGCCAUGGAGGAUACGAUAAAGUCAAGCUACAGGUGAAGAAGGGGAAGCCCACGCUCAAGGCGGGUGAGGUCCUGGUGCGGGUCAAGGCAUGUGGGCUCAACUUCGCGGACCUGAUGGCUCGACAGGGGCUGUACGACCGGAUGCCAUCCCCGCCGGUCACCCUAGGGAUGGAGUGCUCCGGGCUCGUGGAGGCUGUGGGGAAAGUGACGGACAGAAAAGUGGGUGAUAAGGUGAUGGUGCUGAACCGCUUCGGGCUAUGGCAGGAGGUGGCCGUGGUGCCUGCGAGCCACACCUUCCUCAUCCCAGAGGGCAUGAGCUUCGAGGAGGCAGCCGCCCUGCCCGUGAACUACAUCACCGCCUACAUGAUGCUGUUUGACUUCGGCAACCUACGGCCCAACCAGAGCGUCCUGGUUCACGCUGCUGCAGGUGGCGUCGGCAUCGCUGCCACUCAGCUGUGCAAGACGGUGAAGGAUGUGACCGUGUUUGGCACAGCAUCGGCCAGCAAGCACGAGACCAUCAGCCAGGGCGGGGUCGAGCAUCCCAUUGACUACCGCACCAAGGACUAUGUGGAGGAGGUCCGCAAGAUCAGUCCCAAAGGGAUGGACAUAAUCCUGGACCCUCUCGGAGGAUCAGACACCCAUAAGGCCUACAACCUGCUGAAGCCUAUGGGAAAACUCAUCACCUAUGGUACAGCUAACAUGCUCGCUGGCCAAAAGAAGAACCUGCUGGCCGUGGCCAAGAACUGGUACCAUCAGUUCUCCAUCCACACGCUCAGUCUGAUCCAGGGGAACAAGUCUGUGUGCGGCUUCCAUCUGGGCUACCUGGAUGGAGAGAUGGAGCUCAUCAGCCAGGCCAUGAACACCAUACUGGAUCUGUACAAGGAGGGCAAGGUUAAGCCCCAUAUCGACUCAACCUGGCACAUGGAGCAGGUGGGAGAUGCCAUGAGAAAGAUGCAGGAGAGGAACAACAUCGGCAAAGUGAUCCUCACCACAGAGCCCAUGCCGGAGGAGGAGAAGAAGGAGGAGCCCAAGAAGGAGGACAAGAAAGACGACAAGAAGAAGGACGACAAGAAGAAAGACGACAAGAAGAAGGACGAUGGCAAGAAGGAGGAGAAGAAGGACGACAAGAAGAAAGAGGAGCCCAAGAAGGAGGAACCCAAGAAGGAGGAAGAGAAGAAAGAGGAGGCCAAGAAGGAGGAGAAGUGAGAGGGAUGUAGGGAGAGUCGAGCAAACCAGCAGGGAGUUUGUUCUCUGGGAGGAAGGGUGUGGUGUGGGGGUUGGGGGCAAGGAUGGAAUGGGAUGGGAUGGGAGGGUGUGGGUGGGGGUUGGGGGUAAGGAUGGAAUGGGAUGGGAGGGUGUGGGUGGUGGUUGGGGGUAAGGAUGGGAUGGGAUGGGAGGGUGUGGGUGAAGGAUAGGCAAGGAUGGUAGAUUACAAUGUCAUCUUUUUUUCAUCAUUUUUCAUCUCUUCCACCUUCCCUACCGCCUCCCCUCAUGAGUCCUCAAUGGCAGUAAUUACUCCGGCCCACCACUGCCCAAUCCCCUCCUCUCCCCACCCCACCCCUUUCUGAUUUCUUGCCUUUGUCAAAUAAAAGAAAAUGUGUGAUCACUUGUAACACUCACAAGCUCCGACUUAUCACCCCUCUGCAUUUCAAGAAAAAUCAGACGCAACAUUCAAUUGAUUUAUACCUAUUGGGAACUAGCGAGCCAUGGAGGAUUGUGAGUAAGGACGAGGCCUCGGAUAAAUUACUUUUUUCUUUGCCAAUUGCAAUCCCCGCUCCCACUCCAGCCCUAACCUUGCCCCUCUGCACCUCAACUCCCACUGUGCUCAAUUGUUCUGCUUUGACUUCCACCUGCCCCCGUCCUCUUUCCCCCUCCCUUUCCUCACUGUGCUGAGUCCACCUCCCACUCCCACUCCCACCCACACAACAACCCACACCACCCCUGAGCCGGACCCACAGACAGGCAUUAAUAGUGGGGGCUAAAUGAAGAACCACACCCACCCACACGUUGCUCUUUUACUGUCCAGAGCUCAGUUAUGUCACUAAAGGAUGAGUCAGAGAUGCUUGUGAUUGGCCGAUGCCUCCCGCCUCCCCUGGAGUUAUCUACAUCAUGCUUCUGAUCAUGAUGGUAGCUCAGAUAAGUGUCAGUCCUACAGGGUUAACUUCGUUUGGCAUUGAUAUUGCAUUAGCUUCACUAGUCUUUGGGAAACAGCACCAGAAUGCAUGCGUUCCCAGCAAAUUUCAGUACACUGGCUGCAGUUUUGCACUUGCCUGAAUAUGAAUUUCCCACAUAAUGAGCCUUUCUGUGCAGCACUGAAUAGGGAGGCUGAAAUCAUUGCUCAGCUUUCUUCUCCUUAGUUACAGAUUUUUCUAGCUGACCAACUGUUGGCAAGAAGUGUGUGGUGCCAAUUAAGAGAGAAUUUGUUUCUGUUCAAAAAAGCCCCACACAAAAACAUACACUCUCUUGAUGUGAUGAAAGGGGCACUGUCAUGCUGAGACCGUGAAGAGUCUGAAAUGAGCAAGUUUAGAAGGUGAAAAAUCCCCCCCCUUCCCCCCACCCCACCAUCGCCAUCCUCCCUGAUCCUCCUCGAGGCAUUCCAUGGCAUUCUGCUCCUUUCACAGUGACCACGGGCCUGUCGAUCACCCCGAUCUGAGAGAGAGGAGAAUUCAAUUCAAGCUGGCAUCCAUACUUUGCCUGCCCUCCUUCUUGCUUGUCCUCCUGUUUCCAUUUCUCUCUCUAUGGUCGGCAUAGCAACAGGCGUCAGGCUCGUCAGGAGGAGGAACUGUGGCCUUCUUCUCUGAUUCCCUUCUCCCUGCGUCUCCCUGUUCUGCUCUAGAUCUAGUCUUUUAACAGGUGCAAAACGUACAAAGGAUUUAUGGAGUCAAAAUUAGGAGGGGGAGUUAGUAAGAGUGUUUGUUUAAAAAGGUCUAAAAUUCAAUGCCAGUAUUGAAAAUGUGUGUCGGUUAAACAGCGCACAGCUCCCCCUGAUGGCCAGUAUGACCUUUAUUCUCACUGGUGUAAUGUCUUUUCAAGAUAUUCCUCAAUAUUUCAACACACAAAUCCCCUGGGUGCACUCUAAAUAUUUCAAGUAUAGGAGGAUAUCAUCUUUGAAACCUCGCUUUAAACCUGCCAUUACCUACCUGCCCCCACCCCACCCAUCCUCUAACCCCUCAGCCUGUCUGUGAGCCCGGCUGCAGAGUUCAGACUCAGAUGGUGACUAGUGACUUUGUAAAAAACAAAAAAAAUUGGGGGGAAACCCCCUCCCCCACCCCCACCCCCCAGAAAAAAAGUUGUUGUGUUAGCAUGAGUGGCCUCCCUCAUGUGCUGUGUAUGGUGUGCCAUUGUGUGUGAAGAUGUGUGUGUGUCCUCAGGUCGUCUGUCAGGUUUUAAAAAGCACCUGCUCCUACUUCCUCUCACACAACCCUGCUACAGUAAUGUGUAGCUCCAACUCCAGCUCCCUCCCUUCUUCCUCCACCUCUCCUCCUGUCUGAUAAAGAGGCCUGUGUUAAGAGGACAGUUCGUAUUAGUAUUUUGCACUCUGCUCGCUGAUCUUAAUGCACUUGCGAGCAUGGCACUUGCACUCCAGUCCCAUUCAGGCUUCGACUCUGCUCCAGGUUUGCAACCUUUUUCCCAUCAUGCCCUCCCAUUGUAUCUGCUGAAGCUCAGUGAAGACACAGGUUUCACAUGUUUGCGUACAUAAACACUCAGAAAUACACACAUACUCAUGUCCCUGCUCAGCCAACUUCUCCUGGGUGGCAGCUAAAAUCAAAGCAUUCAUCCAUCCUUGGUGGUUGGAGGUAAAACACGGAGCGGGGUGAAGCAGCCCGGGCUGGAGUGCGACUGUUACGCUUGGUGUGGGGAGUGACUGUGUCCUGUCAGCCUCUGGUUAGUGUUCUGUUCUAAUCUGCUGGGCUCCCUUUGUGAACCUGUGGACGGUGCUUCUGUUUCCGAGUGCCAUGUGAGAAACAAACGCUUCAGUUAAAAAAAAAAGAAAAAAAAGAAAGAAGAUGUUUCACUUAAUAAUUAUUUUGAUUUUACCUUUAUAUUUCAGUUUGUUUGUUUGUUUGUUUGGUUAUAAGGGUUUAAAGUUCAAAGCUCAUGCUCUUUAUGUGGGGACCUGCCAACCUGCACUCCUUUUAAAUGUGAUUUGUUUUUGUUGUUGAUCUGAACCAUGUGUGCCAAAUUGUUUGUAUAUUUCUCUGUCAAUGCUUUGAAUAUUAACAGUACAUAAAAAAAAUAUGAAAAAUUCUGUUUUUGGAUGCAUUUCCAUCAACCUCGAAGAAAACUGAAAACACAAAGUAGCCUAGUGUGUCAGAUUAAUAUCCCAAAUGCUCAUGGGUGCUGAUGGACUUUUUGCUGCAGUUUACAAAAAGAAAAGUUGAAUACAAUUUACAGUUUUGAUUGGUCGCAGUCUUGCUAAAUGGUAGGCCUGCACUGUGCUUCUCUCUCCUUGCACGCAGCUAACCUCAAUCCGAGGCACCUCACUCUUUAAUUCAAUCGUUUUCACUGUGUUUUACCAGCUCUCAAAUCAUGUCAGCAGCAACAGGUAGAUUGCUCAAAAGUGUUUACAAUCAUAGUAUUAGUAUCACAGGGAAAAAUUGAAAUAGACAUGAUGCAAAACUCCACCAGAAGACAUAUUGAUUUCCACAAAUUUGCAAAAUUCCUUCAAUUAAAGAAAUCCAUGCUAAUACGCUCUAUGGACUUCAAUUUCUUUCAGUUUUCUUUCUCCAAACGGCUUGUACAGCGGGGUGAGGGAGCAGAAGUGUUCACACAGCUGUGCAGUGAUGCUGUUACUGUAAAGCAGCUGUACAAAAACCCCAGCUUAUUGGCUGGUCACAGCUCAGUCCCGGCCUUCCCCAGAUGCAACAUUUCUGGUAUACAGCUGAUCUCAGGUCACUCAAGGAUUAUUCGAAAUGUUCCUCUUUUCCUGUGCUGCAUCUGCAGAGUCUCUUGGCCGGGGGAAACAGUCUCAGUCCAGCAGCAGCCGGCCAAAACUCCUCUUAUGUCACCCUCCUCUCUUUCUCCAUUCUCAUUUAUUCAAAUCAAACAUUACUUUGACAUCUGGAAUUUGAAGUUGCAUGUACUCAUCCACAUGUGGAAAACAGAUUAUGAUCUUUCUCUUUCUCACAAAAAUUCCCCCUUGAUUCUUUGGAGCUAUAAGAUGCCUUAGAGAUGAGCUCAAUCACUUAGGCAGAUGGCUAGCUGCUUUGGAUCGUUUCCAUUAUGGUAAAGCUGCAGUGAAUGUCAUCUGUAGAUGGUUUCCUAGUCAUUCCAGACACUUAUGCAAGAGUACUUAGCAACUCAAAGUGAUGCACACAAGAGAAACAGUGUUUAAAAGGAACAACAAACACAAUAGCUGAACAUGUUCAGUUUUAGAUUUGCUACUUAACACUCAUAGUUUUAGGUGGGAAGAGUGCACUAUGACAAUGAGUUUAGUGUUUCCUAUAGCUCCCCUUCUGUCUGUCAUGCCUUGUACAGCUGAUGUCCCACACAGCCACACACUGUUCAGCUAUGAGGUGAAUUUCUUUCUGUUUUAUAUGGUUUCUCAGGUCAUUCCAAACAGCAUGUUGUCUUCAUGUUAGAGCCCACUCGUCAUUCUUUCACUGCACAAGCUGUCACACCAAUUGUCCUGCGCACCUUCCAUGUUUCAUGCAAGUUUUAGUAUUCUGAGUCCGUGGUUAAUUUCCAAAAAAACAGAGCCACUGUGUUCACUCAUCCACACUGAGAACCCAAACACCAUCUACUUGCAGCUAUCGUUCGCUUUUGUUCUCAUUUUUCAAUGUUUUUGCAAUGCAGCAACAUCACAGAGAUGCUUUGAGAGUACAACCUGGAUGGGCUUGUCAUGUAUAAUAGUUGAAAGCAUGUUUAGUCAACCUGAAACUAUAGCAUAUGUUUCUGUGACGCUUUUCGUCUCUUUCCACACUUGUUAAGUAGUCAUGUAGUGGUGUGGUGUGAGGGAGGAAAACGCCCUACCAGUCGUAUAAAGUUGCCAACUGAAGCCAAUCCACUGCCUCCCUGUGGCACCCAACUUCCUUCGCCUACAGCAUCAGCAUUGUCAUGAUACACUUUGACCUAUCUCUGGGAAUGCUUCAGAAACUCUCUUCACAUCCAUCCCUCCACACGCCUCCUGCUAGAGUUCAGUCACAACUGGAAAUGUUCAACAAGGCAUACCCAACAGGUUGAUUUCCAAGCUAGUUCUCCUCUUCUUUGUGUUUUUUUUUUUCCUGGUUGCAAACAAUCUUCUUGUCCCCACUUUGUUUUUUAAACCCUUUGAAUUAAUGCUGCUUCUGUGCUUGACUCUGGGUUUACUGCGUGGUGCCAUGAUGUCCACAUGGCCUCUAGAGCUUGUAACGCUUCAGUGUGUAAUGUUACCAUAUGCCUUACAUGUUUUCCAGGACUAAUAAAAAAAGCAUAACAAAU